This is a messenger RNA of Thlaspi arvense, 285 nucleotides long. The record is from the annotation of a GenBank genome assembly. Lineage: Eukaryota; Viridiplantae; Streptophyta; Magnoliopsida; Brassicales; Brassicaceae.
AUGAUUUGCAAUGGAUGUCGAGUGCUCCGAAAGGGAUGCAGCGAAACCUGCAUCCUUCGUCCCUGCCUUCAGUGGAUCGAGAGCCCUGAAGCUCAGGGCCACGCCACCCUCUUCGUAGCCAAGUUCUUUGGCCGCGCCGGUCUCAUGUCCUUCAUCUCCGCCGUACCGGAAAAUCAACGUCCUGCUUUGUUUCAAUCGCUGUUGUUCGAAGCGUGUGGCCGGACCGUGAACCCGGUAAACGGGGCGGUGGGGCUUCUUUGGACUGGGAACUGGCAUGUGUGUCAG